GCCAGUCCGGCACGGCGCGUUGUCCCGAAUGCACGUCGAACCAUCGAUUUCCGCGUGUGCUGCCCACGUGAUCGAGCUCCAUCUCGCAACACGACACCUCUCCCCGACUCGGCCGUGCCUCGGCCGUUGCUGGUGUGCUGGUGCCCGGGUGGUGGUGUUGGGUCUCGGUCCCGCUCGUUCACGGAUUCGAGCCGCGCCAUCCAUCCACGACCAACGAGUUUCGUCUUCCCGCUCGAGCAGGGAACCACCGAUCCACGCCGAAUUAUUGAUCUCAUUUAAUCUAUCGCGGUAUUGGAUUUUCAAGAAAUUCGGUGAGAAAGAAGGCGGAUUGGACGUUAGCCUGGCGACCAGAGAAAGAGAGGGAGAGAGAAAGAGAGAGAGGAAGAAGGUUGGAGGAUCACGUGGUCGGGGAAUACUACGGUGUAUCGGCGGAUAGACCGCAGAGGGCAGAGACACGAGGCCGGUUUUUCACCGCGAUAUCUCUCCUCCAGGGAUGAAAAUUAGCGACGAAUGAAUGGGAGUGGCCAGCAUUCCGGACUGUAAAGAUCAGCGGGCCUGCCACGGAUGGAACUGUUCGUCGCCGACGAUCCAACGGAAAAUGGAUGUCGCCAAGAGUGGAACAGAGGAGUUCGUGACGGUGGUGAGCGUGGAGAGCGUUCACCCUCACCCCCCGGAGAAUUUCGUGACCGUGCUCUCGAUCGGGAGCAGUAGCGGCAGGAAAGAGGAGGGCGAGGCUGGUACGAGGUUGGCCGAGGUUGGGCCCCUCGAGGAGGAGGUGGAGGUGUACAGGCUGCCCGGGGAACGGCUGGGUUUCGGACUGAAGUUCGAAGGCGGGAACAAAACGUCGGAGAGGGUGAGGCGGCUGUUCGUCCAGAGCUGCGCGGAGCAGAGCCCUGCGAGCAGGGCGAGAUGCUCUUGGGGCACGUUGGGGGAGGGCGACGAGGUGCUCUCGAUAGACGGCGUGCCGGUCACGCACAUGACUCGGCUGGAUUGCGUGAGACGAUUGAAGGAGUCGCAGCUGGUGAUCAAGCUGGUGGUGAGGUGCAGGGGGGCGCUGCGGCCGGAGGUGGUGAGCGCGGAGAAGAAGAGUUGCCCGGAGAGGGACAAGGUGCCGCCCGAGCUGCCCUCGGCGCCCCCGCCCGUCCCCCCGCGGAAGCUGCGGCUGGCCAGGGGGCUGGCGGACGGGGAGGCGAAUCCGAACCCGGCCAAGAGAUCGUGGAACGGCGGCGGCACGAUGCCGAGCAAUUCGUCGCAGACUCAAAACGCUUCUCAAAACGGCUCCCCCGCCGCCACCGAUCGCCGAUCGUCGCCGAUCGUCGAUCGAUCGUCGAGCAAAUCGACCUCGUACGAGAGCUGCGAGUCAUCGCCGAGAAGCCCCAAGGGAUCGUCCCCCCCGAAGGAGCAACGCUCCCCGGAGCUGGCGAGAUCGGCGGUGAAACAGGAACCACCCCCGGAGGCGAUGGUGUACGUGGACGCGAGGUCGCAGUGCGGUUCGACGCACGGGAGCACGUCGGACGACACGGGCAGCUCGAUGUCGACGGUGAUCGAUCGAUUCUCGACCUCGGACCGGGUCUCGACCAUCUCGACCGCCUCCUCCGCGGCUUCGACGGCAUCCGAGCAACCGAGCGACUUCUCCCGCCUCGACCAAGAUCUCGAGCGAGCCUCGAAGCCGUCCGUCUGCCCGUUCGAGGGUAUCGACGACUAUUACUCGUCGAACCCGCCCGAUUACUUGCUCCGCCGUUUGGCGAGCUCCGAGGCCGUGACCCACGUGGAGUCGCGGGGCGAGGUGGAGAAGAUCACGGCCGUGGUGGCGCCCAACACUGUGUUGAUCGAGGAGACGAUCACGUUUCAACCGCCGUUGAGCUUCCAGGACGCGCCGUUGAGUUACGGGCACGAGGCGAGGCCCGAUCUCUUCUACGCCCCCGAUCUUGCCGCCGACUCGACCACCCAUUUCAGGCCGAUCAAGGACGACGUGGAGCUGGUCGAGCGCGUGAACAGCGUCCACGAGGGGGCGGACACCCUGGAGAGGAAACGCAAGGAAACGGACAGGACGCCGCCGCCUCUCCCCGCGAGGAACCACGUCAACAGGAUCGCGGUCAAUCGGUCGUCGAGCAACGAUCGCUCCUCCGUCGACUCGUCUACCGGUGCAAACGAGGCCCGCCAACAGGAAGCGCCUCUCCUCCCCCCGAAACCCUUGCCGAGGAGGGACGUGAAGAUCAGGAGGAAGAGACCACCCCCGCCCCCGCCCCCGCCACCCACGAUCCUCCCGAGGAUCGAGGCGAAACCCUCCUCCGCCUGCCCGUUGCCCGAGUCCCGGCAAACGAGCCUCGAGAACGAGAACGAGGACGAGAACGGGGACGGGGACGAGUUGUGCCUGGAGACGAUCGCUGCCGACCGGCUCGAGGAGGCGAGAGCGUGCCUUCUCCUCGACGAGAAGAGGGCGGAACAGGAGGGGUACGGGUCGAGGCGGCCGUUGAACGGCGACGAGAGGAGAAGGAACGAGGAGACGGACGACACCGAGUCAGUGGAGAGCUACGAGGUCGGGGAGGGGUGGAACAGGACGAACAAGGUGUUGGAGAUAAUCGAGAUAAGGAAGGCGAGGGCGUUCCCCCCCCGAAGGGUGGCCACCGUUCUCUCGGCGAGCGAGAACGGGGGGGAGGGGGAGGGGGUGGUGAGGUGCGGGGGUGGAGGGGACGGCGCGAAGGGCGAGAGGGUCGAUCCCUUCGAUUGGCGGCAGGAGGAGGCGGGAGUCGGAGACGCGGUGGACGAGUCGGACGAGGAACAGGUGACGAAGUUCAACGAGCCCGUGGACGAAUUGGGGGAGGCGGGGAGGGGGGGGGCGGUCGGGCGACGGGAGAGCGAGGAGAGCGAGGCCUCGUUCCGCUCGUGCGCCGACCUGGCCUCGGCCGAUCGCGGCCGGGAAGCGGUCACGGAGGACGAGGAUGACACGAGCGAGGAGAGCGACGAAGGGGAUUACUACUGGCAGAGCAACUUGGCCACGAUCGGCGAGGAGGAGGAGACCAACUCUCUGGAAUACGGCAUCCCGAACAAAGAGGCGGCCGAGAGCGAGGCGAUCGAAGCGGAGGGGAAAACUGAGCGACAAGAAUCGGCGGGCAAGGGAGACGCGUUCGACGCAAAUGCACGGAAUGACGGGGUAGACGACGCGAAUCGAAGCGCGAAUUUCCCAUCGUCGGAGCCGCCCGUCGAAAAUCACCACUCAGAGACGGUAAAUGGUAGGAUGGACAACUGCGGAGGCGGUCAGCGGCUGCCCCCGGACGGGGACGAGUUUCCAGCGGCCUACCAAGAGUUCGGUGGGAGCAGUGGGCAGCAGCAGCAACAGCAACAGCAGCAGCAGCAGCAACAACAACAGCAGCAACGUUUCGUGACGACGGGGAGCGCGACGGCGAGGACGUCGACGAUGAUGGCGAACGGCCGCCUCGUGUGCAACGAGAGCGAGUCGUUCAUGGUGAACGAGGGGUACAAGUUGCUGGAGGGGAACGUGGCCACCGGUAUCAUUCUGCAAUCCGAGAACAGGAUCCCGGGCCUUGUCCCGGGCGCGGAGAGCUCGCCUGUUUGCCAGGAGGUGGUUGGAAAGCUGGAGAUGGCGGGGAUCGAGAUGAUGGGCGGGAAGAUCGAGCGGGAGAACGUUGUCCGUUGUCAAGACGCGAGCAGCAACACCGUCUCCCUUUUGGCUCGAGAGGAGCCGAAGGACGACCUGGUCAAAAAGGGUACGUCCGUUUACUCGGCCACGGCCGGUUGCUACGGGAGCCAAGCUUGCGACGGAGGCGUCCUCGUGUCGGAGAAGAGGAUCGAGAUCACCGGCUAUUAUCACAAAGACGUGACGACCACAGUGAUCGAGGAGGAUCGCCACGCCGAGAAGGAUGACACGCCCCCGCCGCUACCGCUCACCGGCCCGCCCAAGAUCGACCGUUGCCCCACCUCGUACGCGGCGAGGAACGCCCCGAUCCUGGACUCGACGCCCAGAAAAUUCACGUUGAACGGCGAACUGUGGAGGCAGGACGACAAAUCCGAACGAUCCGUCAGGGACAAGAUCGCCAUGUUCUCGUCCCAAAGCAGCCUGGACGGCCCCCUCUUCCCGAACGCGAGCAUGAUCGCCGCGGCCGCGACUAACAGGAGGCUGUCCAAGUACAAGUCGACGGAGGACGUGUGCAGCGACGAGAGGCAUUGCGGCCAGAAGGAGAGGAUCUCGUUCCUCGGGGAUAGGACGCAGAGCUCGUUCGAUCUGACCGACUCGGGGAGAAGUAUUGGCCAGGAUCCGGGGAAGAGGUACAACAGGCAACGAUCGCCAUUGGCCGGCACGUUCAACGCGUUCAACGCCUCGAAAACGUUCUCGAACGUUCCACAGAGACCUGGAAGCGGCAACUCGACGACCGGUCCAAAUGGCUCGUCGACCGGCUCCUCGUUCGAGGCGUGCCCGAUACCCAAAUCGUCGGUGAAGAGUUACGUCUCGACCACGAGUACGGGUCAAAAUUCUCCGGCGAUGAAGCCGGGUAUCGCGUCGGCCGCGUUGUCCCGCGCCACGAGUUUCUCCGGUUCCUCGUCGGCGUACGGGCAUCAGGAUCGUACCUCGACGGCCGGCGAUCUCGCGCCAACGUUGGCGAUCGCAAGGACGAAUUCGUUGGCGUCCACGUUCAAGAGACCGACCGAGGACAGUUUAAGGAGGAACAGUUUGAACCAAUUGAUCGAGCAGAGGAAGAGGUCGAUCUCGAAACUGAGAGGAUUGGUGAUCCCCGAGAAGGAGACGAUAACGAUCGACGCGCCCAUCGUCGACCUACCCGAAAUCAAAUCCCGAGACUCGAUACUGUUGCAUCAGGUGUUGCCAAAGAUGAGCAUUCAGGACAAGUGGGGCUCGCAAAGUUCCUUGGCGAGCAACGCCAGCACGGCCAGCGUGCCUCUGAGGAGCGCGGCUUCUUUCAAGAUGCCAGCUCCCCAAAUACACUCAAAGUACUCGCCCGCCUUCAAAAGGAAGAGUCUGACCGUGUACGGCACGUCCUCGUCCAAUUCCUCUUCGACUAGCACCGUGAAAACUCCGUCGCCCGUCACCACCAUCUCCACGCCGCCGCUUUGCGAGCCUCCCAAGAGUUUGGAGAGCAUUUGCAGCCCGACGCGAAGCGACUACAGUUUCGAGUACGCGUCGACCGCCAGCUCGCCCGAGGGAUUGCGUGGAAACAGGCCGAGAACAGCGCAGAGGAAGGCGAGGAUGGAUUACGACGACUCGGACAACGACUCGGCCGUGAGCAGCUCGCAGAGCAGCAUAUCCCGGGGCUUCAGCCCACCCACGUCCCCUGUCCCGUCGGAACGCUCCACCAUUUCGUCCGAGAGAUCGUACGUGUCCACGGAGAACAAUUAUCAACGGCGAUCCCUGAUCAUAGACAGCCCAACCAGAAGCUACAACCAGGCGAGGGAAUCGAACGCGGACGGUUCUCAAAGAAACGGUUCCCAAAUACCUCAGAGACAAUUGAAACGAUCGAACAGUACCGACACCAAUUGCAGCACCUCCUCGACUCUCACCUCAGGCUCACAGGCGAGCGCCGAGUCACUGUCCCGACGGGUGCUCAAACCUCAGAGCGUGGAGGCUAUAAAUCGUAAGAACAUUCUGGCGAGCGCCAGAUGCCGUAGCGGCAGAGAUCUGAACGGAUCGCCACUGAUCCAAAGGAAGUUUGCCGACGACAAGGGGCGAUCGAUGAUCGGCGGUGGCGAAAACGGGGAAGAAAACGGUUAUCAGAAAAAUCGGGGGAAAAAUAACGUUUCGAGUACGAAAGACGUGGUGAAAAUCGCUUACAUCGAGGUGACGGAUCCGUUGGGAGAGGAGGAUCCUUUUCAAAAGGUGACCGAACGAUCCGAUUCGCCUUUGAAGAUGAACGUCGCUUCGCCCUCGAACAACAACGUGGCGAGGCCGUCCAAUUUCGAGGCCUCGAUCGAACCCUCGAACGAUUUGAAAAUGUGGGUUCGCACGGAGGCGAAGGCUCUGGCCAGAUCGAUCGAGGAGAAACCGAUCGAUAAAGUGGAGAAAAAGUCGGCCGAUAUCGCUGCCGCUGAUCCCGUGGACAACGAUCAGAGGAGGAACAAUAAUAAAUCCGUCGUAAUGGAGAAGCAACGGUACGGCUCGAUCGAGUUGUCCUCGCCGAGUAGACGAAUCCAGGAGAACGAAAAUGAAUCCAGAUUGACGAAGCAACCGCGUUGCUUACCUCCGAAGAAAUCUUCCGAAGAUCAGAACGAUCUAUUGACGAUACUCACGACAAAGAGCAGAUCUAGAUCGGCGAUACACGUGGACGAGGGAAGUUUUGGUCGGUCCAAAAGUCAGAUGAGUCUGGAGGAUAUCCUGGGAGCGAAGGCGGAGACGAAGUCGGCACGAGGUCAAAGCGGUGAGACGAGAACGGAAAAGAACAACGUUUUCUCGAACAGCCAGAGUAAUUUGGGAAAAUCUUUAUGGGAAUCGAGGGACAAUCGAUACAUGAGAAGAAGCUCGAGCACGUUGAACGAGUAUUGGAACGAGGAUCAUAAAUCGUUCUCAAAAGCGUCAAUAUUGGAAAAAUCAAGAUUGGCCGAGAAUAGCGCGGACGAGAUGAUGGAAGUGGAGAAAUCGAAAUCGACGUUGUCGAAAAUUCCAACAUCGAGAAAUCUCGGUCGAAGAAGCGUGAGUGUCACGGAUAUGAAGAAGGCUGUGGAGGUGAACUUUACCGGUAAUGCGCAAACGCAGAGCGUUGGAACUGGUCAUAACCGAUUUCCCAGUUUGGACAGUAGCGUGGACGAAAAUGUGUCUCCGGUUGGAAUCGAUAUGGACACGGACAGAUGUUGCAGCGAACAAUUUGGAAGUAUCAGUUCGUUGGCGAGCAGCACCAGUUUGAUCUCGCAACAGGAAUUGGCGCAGCUAGUCGAAGAGGCGAGUCUGGAAGAAACUCGAGGUGCUCACGAUGUGAUCGUUGUGUUGCUUCACAAGGAGAAUCCGACCGGUAGCGUUGGAAUCACUUUGGCCGGAGGAGCGGAUUGCGAGAUCAAGGAAAUCACUAUUCAUCGAGUUCUGGCCCAUUCCAUAGCCGACAAGGAUGGUCGUGUGCAGAGAGGGGAUAGGAUUCUGAGUAUAAAUGGAAGAAGCACGCAAGGUCUCACGCACAGAGAGAGCAUAGCGGUGCUCAAACAGCCCAGAUCGGAAGUUGUUUUGGUUGUCUCUCGAUCGAGGACGGAGGAAGGGUCUUGCAAAUUGAAAUCACGAACUGCGAGCGUCGAAACUAUCAUCGAAGAUUUGGUUUUCGAAGGAUUCGAGACGAACGAUACUGCAGAAGACACUGCGUGGGGUCCACCGUCGGUUGUAGCAGUUUACAAGGACGGAACUGGUUUGGGAUUCAGUCUCGAAGGAGGUAGAGACAGCCCCCUUGGGGACAGGCCAUUGCUGAUUAAAAAAAUAUUUACCGGAGGUGCUGCUGAAAAAACAGGUGCCUUAAAGGCAGGGGACCAGUUAUUACAAGUGAAUGGAUAUGAUGUGACACGUAUGUCAAGAAUCGAAGCGUGGUCUCUUAUGAAGAAACUACACGAUGGCGAAGUGAACCUCCUAGUCAGGCACCCUGCCACCAAAUCGUCGUAAAUGGUAGUCAAUUCCGAUAAACGUGUCGUAUGUAUAUCGUGACACCAUGGAUGCAAUACAACGAAUUUUAAACAAGUGCAAUGGUUUCAUAGAAUGCAAUUUUUAUAUUGAAUUUGAACGAUACAAUACGUGUUUGGAUGAUUCUUGUGUUCGAAAUCGGAUUUUAUUGCGAAUAUUUAGUGUAUCUUUUCAUCUACUUUCAAAAAAUAGAAUAAUCAAAUAUUUCGUUGAAAAUUUACUAUAGGAUCCAUAAAUUCUGCUUAUAUAUGUAUAUCAAGAUUAUAUCGCUAAAUAAUUAUUUGAAAAUCUCUGCGAGAAAGAAUUCUUUUUUUCGAUAUUGUGGUACUAUUGAGUACAAUGUAUAACGUCCGUUUGCAUACGUGAGGAAUAUCUUUUCUAAUCAUCUAUUAUUAGUUUGUAUUGAAGUUUGAUCUAAAGAACGUAUGUAUAAACAUGUUUUUGUUUAAUACGAUGUUAUGAAAUAAAUAGAGAAAAAUAAUUUGUAAAUAAAGAGUGGAAAAAUUCAAAAUAUAAUUAUUCUAGAAAUAUGGCAUAUAUAAUGUAAAAAAAAAGAAAGAAAUGUUAAUAUAAUGCAUCAUUAAAGUAUUUAAAUGUAGACUGACAUUCGUUUCUAGGUUCGCGUUUGUUAAAAAUCAUGCUGUGAUAUAUGUAUGUGUGUUAAUAUAAAAGUAAUAAGCAUAAUAAUAAAAAUGGCUUGUCUUUAAUAAA
Messenger RNA from Apis laboriosa (Himalayan honeybee), 8332 nucleotides. RefSeq lists its product as uncharacterized. The transcript is spliced from 11 exons. The record is from RefSeq and is a predicted model, not a curated record. NCBI's taxonomy places the organism in Eukaryota, Metazoa, Arthropoda, Insecta, Hymenoptera, Apidae. Gene Ontology annotation, molecular function: protein binding. Bases 515 to 7603 code for a protein of 2362 amino acids.